GCCACUUUAGAAGCAGGCUACGUUUUGGCAUUUUAAUAGUCCUACUCAACCCCUUAACUCUUUUUAAAAAUAAACUUGAUAACGCACAAAUUCGAUAUAAUAAUGGUUAAUAUACACGGCUGCACCCGGAUGAUGGUGAACCGCUGCAUUGAGCUCCUAAGAGCGCGGAUUGAAUGCGCCUCGACCCGACACAUUGCCAGACGGUACCAGCUUUCCCAGGAUCAAGGCAAGAUUGUUAACCAAAACAUGCCCCUUGAGCAGGUGGUCAGGGAGCGAGAGAAGGCAGACAUCUACAAAAAGAACAAGCGUCGCUCUAUGUGGGAGCAAGACGAGGGCCACGGCGGUCGAGUCCCGGGAAGGGAUGAUCAGGAACGCUUCGAUGAUGAGCAGUACAAACCCCGCGAACUGGAAGCGCGAAACUACGACUGCACCUGGAUCAAUUUCCCAGAGAGUGUGGCGGCCAAGCAGACCACCAGACGAAAUUUCCUGGAAGAAUCGGAGGACGAGACCCCUAGACGUCGCAGAACUCAGGAAACCCGUCCGAAUACUGCAAAACCCUUCGACGACGAGGCCCGCGCCUUUAUCAAUCAAUGGGAUACCAAUAUGGAUAUGAUAAACCGUAAUCGAUUUGCCCGGGCCUCCGAUAGAUGUCCGCCACCCACCAUUUCUACCCGGAUGUCAAACGCCUAUCGCACCCGGAAACGCCAGUUCUUCUACUAGUCCGGCAGUAUCCGCUUAAGAAAUUCAAACGAUUAUACAACUUAGUAGCCUGUUCAAAUUGUUAGUGCGCAAGGCAUCCGAUUUUAAAGCGUCAAAAUCCGAAAACGUAUUAUAAUGUUGUAUAAUCUGUAGUCCAGAUGUGAUUUCAAUAUUCGAAUAAACUAUCAAAAUUUAUCCUUA
Molecule: messenger RNA, 900 nt
Organism: Drosophila eugracilis
Lineage: Eukaryota; Metazoa; Arthropoda; Insecta; Diptera; Drosophilidae
Exons: 2
Coding region: 103-720 (205 amino acids)
Source: RefSeq, a predicted model, not a curated record